Molecule: messenger RNA, 2107 nt
Organism: Haemorhous mexicanus (house finch)
Lineage: Eukaryota; Metazoa; Chordata; Aves; Passeriformes; Fringillidae
Gene: DNASE2B
Product: deoxyribonuclease 2 beta
Exons: 8
Coding region: 298-1386 (362 amino acids)
Biological process (GO): apoptotic DNA fragmentation
Molecular function (GO): deoxyribonuclease II activity
Source: RefSeq, a predicted model, not a curated record
UAUUGUUUUUGAAUGAGUCUAAGGAGUCUAUCAUUAUGCCUAUGUCCCCCUGUUAUUUACUGAAGCUGUAAAAAAAUAUAAAGAAGAGAGUGACCUUGGACAGGAUAUUUUGGGAAAUUUUUACAGAGAAGUAGGGGACGCUGCCAAUUCUUUUCUCACCAUUCCGGCACUGCUCAGCUUCACAAAAGCGGAUCCCAUCAGGAACACAUAUGAAUGAGUGGAUGUGGGGAACGCCAUCCUGCAAUUUAGAGCAGACAUAGCCACUCGGGGCUCGCCCUGCGCAGCCGGGAACCCAAAAUGCCGGCGGGAUCUGCUUGGUGCCACCCUGCUCUGCUCUUACUUCUCUCCUGCGUGCCCCUGUGGGCCGCCGAGAUUUCCUGCAGGAAUGAAGAUGGGGAGACGGUGGAUUGGUUUGCUCUUUACAAGCUGCCAAAGCAUGCCAAAGGACAGAUUCCCAUGCUGGGACUGGAAUACCUGUACAUGGAUGCCCUGGCUCCACAGUGGCAGCUUGGUAAAUACCUCAUCAACAUGAGCCAGGGUGCUCUGGGACAAACACUGCAGCAGCUGUAUGAGACAUAUGAAUCCAAGAGGAACACCACUGCAUAUGCGAUAUACAACGAUGAGAUCCCUGAAUCAGACUCCAAAGGGUCGAAAUGUGGACACACCAAAGGAUUUCUGCUCUUGGAUAAAUCACAAGGCUUCUGGGUGAUUCACAGUGUGCCCCUGUUCCCUCCCAGCCCUGAGGAUGGUUAUGGAUAUCCAUCUACUGGGGAGUCCUUCGGACAGACAGCCAUCUGUAUAACCUUCAAAUAUGAUCAGUUCACAGAAAUAGACCAACAGAUGCUGAGUUAUAAUCCAGGAAUCUACAGCUGUUCCAUCCCUGAAAUCUUCCAAGCUGAUCUCCCAAAUCUCCAGAAGCUCUGUGCAAAGUCCAGGCUGCCCUUGGCACCCUUGCGCCACCUCUCCAAGCUCCAGUCAGCCCGUGGGGAAACCUUUCUCCACUUUGCAAAGUCACACUUGUUCAUAGAUGAUAUCUAUGUGGCCUGGAUGGCUCAGGAACUGAAGACUGAUUUGUUGGCUGAAUCCUGGCAGCGUUCUGGCGAAAAACUUUACUCGAACUGCUCUCUCGACUACCACGUCUACAACAUAAACAUCAUAGGGAUGCCACUGAACUCCACCUUUCAUUCCAUCAAUGAUCAUUCCAAAUGGGCUGUUUCAAGGAAAUACAAAGAUCAGUGGACAUGCAUUGGGGACUUGAACCGUGCUGCUGAGCAAGCUUGGAGAAGUGGUGGGUUCAUCUGUACCCAGAACGAACAGAUCUACAAAGCCUUCAGGCAUUUGAUAAUCCACUACGAAAGCUGCACUUCUGCUCUCGGAGAGCUGUAACAAACCAUUCCUCCCAAGCAGCACAGCCCUUGUUACAUGGGAAGUGUAGAAAUCUCUCUCUCUCUGAACUGUAUUUUCACUCUGAAAAGCAGCCCUGUGAGUUGCAAGAUGUGCUAGGCCAUCCCCUUGUUAGCUGUGCAGGUGAAGGGCAGCUGUUUCCUGAGGUGUGGGGCCCUCAAGGGGGUGUGUGCUGGGCCCUGCUCUGCUCCCUGGCUGCUGUCACCAUCCGGGAUGGGAUGGGAUGGGAGGGACACUGCUGCAUGGGCUGCAGCAAAGCACAUCUCUGUGAACACCCUGCACAGGCAUCCCUGGGCACCUUGGGAGUGGGGCUGAACCUGGGAUGGGAGGGACAACAGAAACCUCUCUCUUGAACUGGGCCGUCAGCACUGGCAGGUAGCAAGGGAUAAGGGAUAAGUACCCCCAAGUACUUCAGAAUUACCCUGGAUUUCUGGCACUGUUGAGAUAAAUCAUAGCAUUUCUGCUCAGCUUGGGCUGAAUCUCUGAAAGAGCUGAGAAAAUUAGAUCCAGACAGGGAGAUGAGGUGUUCCUGAGGACAGGAACACCUCAUUUUUACAUGAUUAAUUUUUAGAGAAUUAAUGAACUUUAAAUCAUCUUUAAAUUAUCUGUAACCAGUAGCUUGGAAAUAUUUCUAGUGCUUCUAUUCAUGUACAGCAAUUUUAUAAACAAAUAAACAUGUUCAAAAUAUGAGUAAGCAAAACAA